GGCAACCUGCGAAUAAUGUGUGGUCAAAGAAGAGGCGUUGUAGUUCAGAGUGGUCGAUACCCGGCUGUCAUGAUGGUCAAGUUAUUUUCAGUUCAGUUGUAACCGAGCUCUCUACGAGAGAAUGAUCUAUUGUUGCAAACUAUCACGUGUCUGCGCAUGACACCCUCGGAAAAGUUGCAGUUGGCGGAAUCCAGCGAAGUGUUAUCAUGUCCACCAAAGCCUGUACAUGAAGACUACAUCUGGAACGACGGAGUUAAUGAUUGUUUCGUCAUCUGCGGGUCUAUUCUUCUGCACUAGGAAGUUAAGGGGAGGUGCCAUGACUUUGCUACCCGAAUGUAACAAUUAGGCGAACCUUGAUGAAAUCAGAUUGGUUGCAAUUAAUAUGCGGCGGCAGAACGCAGUCGGGUGCGUGUAUCCUAGUUCUGCGGCCACAUCCAGUUAAAUAAUUUCACUGAAGAGGAUGAUUUAAAUUGAUAUUCAGUAGUAGAUUUUGUGCUACUUUGAAGGCAACCAGUGAUAUAAUUCGUUUCAAAUGCAAUGGAAGCUUAUUUGCUCAAAUUUAAAGGGCAGAAUCUGGGAUUUGCGAGGGAACGCUGAAUUGAUUGGAGACCAUCGGAAUUGCCCGCCCUGUGUCAUUCAUUACCUGUUGUGCAGGCACGGAAUUUUCACGCGCUGUUCUAGCAAUCCAACAGCUGAACAGCGUUGUCUCGGCGGCACAUGCAAACUGUCCGCUCCACCACUUCCCAUCUGCGCUCCGGGCACUUGAAACGAGGAACGCGUCCCGAGCAUAUUCUAUGUGAAGCUGCGAAAACGGGUAAUUCCUUCGGUCUCUCCCGUCUGCAGUGAGGCAAGGACGAAAAGUCACGGUUUGGCCGAGCUGCAGCCAUGGACCAAGACGAGAACAAGAGCGUCUCGAAAAAGACCAUAAUUGCAAAGAUUUUCAAAGUUCGCAAGAGGAGAGAGAUGCUUUUCGUGCAAGUGUGUUUUCUCUGCAGUGUCCUCUUCAUGGCGUGGAGCAUGUCAGCGCUUCUGACAAAGACAGGCCAUGGAAUGAUCCUGGAGAAUGGACACGAGAAGCACGAACAUUGGGGAAGGAGGCUCAUGGGACAUGAACCCGACAACGACAAUGAGACAGAGUGGAAGAACUGCACAGAGCCAGCGAUCAAGGAGUUCCCUGAAGACCUUUUCACCAACAACGAGCGCAAGAGUGGGGCCGUCCUGCUGCACAUAGUGGCGGCCCUCUAUAUGUUCCUGGCCCUGGCUAUAAUCUGUGACGACUACUUUGUGACAUCGCUGGAGAAGAUCUGUGAGAAACUAGACCUAAGUGAGGAUGUUGCCGGAGCCACUUUUAUGGCAGCUGGGAGUUCUGCUCCAGAGCUGUUUGCCUCUGUCAUUGGUGUCUUCAUCACCCACGGUGACGUGGGGGUGGGGACAAUCGUUGGCUCAGCCGUCUUCAAUAUCCUGUGCAUCAUCGGUGUGUGCGGAAUCUUCGCCGGACAGGUCGUAAUGUUGGGUUGGUGGUCUGUUUUCCGAGAUUCAUUCUACUACAUUUUGUCUAUCCUAGCUCUUAUUGCAUUCAUUUACGAUGAGAAGGUGGUGUGGUGGGAAAGCCUGGUGUUGGUGCUCAUGUACUGUGGAUACAUCCUCAUCAUGAAGUUUAACCAGAGRUUGCAGAAGUUGUUCACGGGGAAAGGGGGUAAAGACAAGAACCAGGCCAACGGUAACGCGGCGGCCAGCAGCGAGAUGGAGGACGUUAAGCCCAGUAAGGCUUACAGUCGUGGCUCUGUGGUCAUGGUCGAUGAGAUUAUGCACGCCAGCCCUCCCAAGUUACGCUUCCCAGAGGCCGGCCUCCGCGUCAUGGUCACCAGCCAUUUUGGACCAAAGACCCGGCUGCGCAUGGCCAGUCGCCUCAUCAUCACUGAGCGUCAGAAGCUGGUCCAGGGUGCCAACGGGGUGGAGACCCAGGUUCUGGAGGGGAAGGUGGACAUUGAGAAUGGCAACGUGCCUGAAGACAAACCAGCAGAGGAGGAGCAGGAGAAUGAAACCAUCUCCCCCUUUCAUAUCCCUGAUGGCAUCGGCAGCAAGUGCAAGUGGCUMAUCUCGUGGCCCCUGCUGCUCCUCCUGUUCUUCACCAUCCCCAACUGUGCGAAGCCUCGCUGGGAGAAGUUCUUCAUGGUCUCCUUCUUCCUUUCUACCGUCUGGAUCGCUGUCUUCUCCUACUUCAUGGUCUGGAUGGUCACCAUCAUCGGCUACACCCUUGGCAUCCCAGAUGUCAUUAUGGGCAUCACCUUCCUGGCAGCGGGCACCAGCGUUCCAGACUGCAUCGCCAGUCUCAUUGUUGCUCGGCAAGGAUUGGGUGACAUGGCAGUGUCCAACACCAUCGGCAGUAAUGUGUUUGAUAUCCUGGUUGGGCUGGGCGUUCCCUGGGCACUGCAGACCAUGGCGGUCAGCUACGGCUCUGAGGUCAUGAUCAACAGUCGAGGACUGGUCUACUCUGUGGUGUUGCUUCUGGGAUCUGUGGCUUUGACGGUGGGGGGGAUCCACGUGAACCACUGGAAGUUGGAUCUGAAGCUGGGUAUCUACACGCUGGUCCUCUACGCUGUCUUCCUGUGUUUCUCCAUCAUGAUCGAGUACAACGUCUUCACCUUCGUCAACCUGCCCAUGUGCAUGGAGGAGUAGCUGGACCACACCCACCUCUGAACUAGGAAUCUCCACUCCCUCAACCCCUAAUGGCAACCAAUCAAAAUCAACGUUCCCCAUCCUCCACCACGUUACUAAACCUGGUUACCUGGUUAUCUCCUGUCUGACUGGUCACCUGUCAUUGUCAUAARUGACCUGUUGACCUCUUGAUCUGAUCCUGGUCUUUAAAUCUUUUCUUUCCCUAUGCUUGGACUCACUUUCCCAUGAGGCUUUGUUCUGAGGAGUGGACAGACGCAUUAAACGAACUGGACUCAUUUUCAGACUAGUCCAUUUUCCAUUCCCCCAUCCACACUAUCUGUUGUCUUACUGGGCUUUCCUUAGCAUUCCCCCACAGGCUCUAGAAUCAACCCUACAGUAGUCUGCCUCUCCCAAACAACCCACACAUACCUCCGUCCAGGUUAGGGUUAGUCCUAACCCUCAACAUUGACCCUCACCCCUUCUCCUACUCUUCCCCCAUCCAAACUUCUCCUCUUUUCAUCCCCACCACACCGAUCCACCCAAAGACCCUAUGGAGAAUACACAACCUCACCCUAAACCUCUCCCCCGAAUCCUGCUUGUACCCUCAACCUUUGGAGGAGGAACUCUCCUCCUUCUCUUUCAGACCUGGACCCCUCUGACAUAGUCCGAACUUUGACUUUUUCCAGAUUGCUACGUCCCACCCCUCUGCAGCAGACACUCAUCUUUCACUCCUCUCUACUCUUUAACUUUUCUCUUCUCUCGAUCACCUCUUAAGACAUUUUGUCAGGAAGGCUUUGUGUCUGAGAAUACCAGAAGAGUAUCAUGUAUAUUUGUCAGGAAGCUUUGUGUCUGAGAAUACCAGAAGAGUUUCAUGUAUAUUUGUCAGGAAGCUUUGUCUAGAAUACCAGAAGAGUUCAUGUAUAUUUGUCAGGAAGCUU
Molecule: messenger RNA, 3596 nt
Organism: Salvelinus sp. IW2-2015
Lineage: Eukaryota; Metazoa; Chordata; Actinopteri; Salmoniformes; Salmonidae
Gene: slc24a4b
Product: solute carrier family 24 member 4b
Biological process (GO): calcium ion transmembrane transport; intracellular calcium ion homeostasis
Cellular component (GO): plasma membrane
Molecular function (GO): calcium channel activity; calcium, potassium:sodium antiporter activity
Source: RefSeq, a predicted model, not a curated record